Molecule: messenger RNA, 2612 nt
Organism: Cajanus cajan (pigeon pea)
Lineage: Eukaryota; Viridiplantae; Streptophyta; Magnoliopsida; Fabales; Fabaceae
Gene: TPR10
Product: ankyrin repeat family protein
Molecular function (GO): protein binding
Source: RefSeq, a predicted model, not a curated record
UCCACUUAAUUCAUCAUCGUUCCCAACACACACUACUCCAUUGUCCCACACUAAUCAACCCUUCUCGGCGAGGCAGGCAGCCGGUCUAUCUUGGCUGCCUCCGCCGUUAACCACCAGACGCACAUACAUUUCAUAAAUUUUCUUUAAUUAAAUACCAUUUUGGGUAUCAUUGACUAUAAAUAUAUAGAGAGGUGUAAAUAAAUAUAUAUGGGGGAAGUAGAGCGAGCACGAUUCUUGCAGGUAGAAACAGAACUAAAGAAUGUGGCAUUCUCAGGAGCGGAUUUGAAGAAAAGGAAGCGGUUGUCGAAGCAGUUGUCGAUGUGUAAUGAAGCGCCACGAGACAUUGCGUGGGAGAGAAGAAGGAGGCAAGAGAGAGGAAGCAGGUGUAACAAUAAGACGAGGGCUAGGAGGAACAGCUUUCACAUUUGCGAUGGCAUCACCGACGAUGAUCUUCACGAGCUUAAAGGAUGCAUAGAAUUAGGGUUUGGUUUCAACGAGGAAGAUGGCCAGAAACUGUGCAACACCUUGCCGGCUCUCGACCUCUACUUCGCCGUCAACCGCCAGCUCUCGCCGAGUCCGGUCUCCACCCCUCACAGCCGCCACUCUUCCUCCUUUGGCAGCCCUGUCAAUGCACCGCUACCACCGCCUGACUCUGAUUCUUGGAAGAUUUGUAACCCAGGGGACGACCCUGAACAUGUAAAGACCAAGUUGAGGCACUGGGCUCAGGCUGUAGCAUGUUCUGUUAUGCAAGGAGAAGCACGUGUUUGUGACUGGUGGCCUAUAUAUAAAAUCAAAGUGAGUCUACAAGGUUUCGUUAGUCUUUGCAAAUUCAAAACAACUAAUUGCAAACCAAACCCUUCCUUCUUCUUCUUCACUAUGGCUCCCGAUGCUUCUGACGCACUUGCAGUGAGGAAGAAAGUUCAAUUGUUUCUGAACGCCGCGCGCACAGGCGCAAUCGAUCUCUUAAAGAAGUUGGCGGAGCAACUGGACGAGGGCAAGGAUUUGGCCAAAACUGUGGAAGCAAUUAAGGACGCCAACAAGAGAGGAGCACUGCAUUUUGCCGCGCGUGAAGGCCAAACUGCUGUUUGCGAGUAUCUCUUAGUUGAUUUGAACCUCGCCGUCGAUUCUCGAGAUGACGAUGGCGAGACUGCUCUCAUUCAUGCUGCCCGUCAGGGACACACCGCAACGGCUAAGUAUCUGAUUGACCAUGGUGCCGAUCCCACUGUAGCUAGCAAUUUAGGGGCUACGGCCUUGCACCAUGCUGCAGGGAUAGGAGAUACUGAGCUGCUCAAGUACUUGCUGUCCAAGGGGGUUAAUCCUGAUCUAGAAAGUGAUGCCGGAACGCCUUUGGUCUGGGCUGCUGGUCAUGCCCAACCACCUGCUGUCAGUGUUCUAUUGGAACAUGGUGCUAAUCCUAAUGCUGAAACUGAAGAUGGUAUUACACCACUCCUUUCAGCUGUUGCAGCUGGUUCUCUGGCAUGCUUAGAGCUGUUAAUUCAGGCAGGUGCUAAAGUAAAUAUAAGUGCUGGUGGAGCAACUCCUUUGCACAUUGCAGCUGAUAAUGGAAGUCUAGAACUAAUAAAUUGCUUAUUGAAAGCUGGAGCUGAUCCUAAUGUCUUUGACGAGGAUGGUGUCAAGCCAGUACAGGUUGCUGCUGCAAGGGGCCACCGUGGAAUUGUUGAGAUAUUGUUCCCCUUGACAUCCAAAAUAGACACUGUUUCUACUUGGACUAUUGAUGGGAUACUUGAGUAUAUGCAAUCUGAAACUAAAGAGCAACAGGAUGAAAUGGUAAAUGCUAAAGAAAUUAAUCAGGCCAAUACUUUUCCGGAGCAAAAUGUCCCUGAGGUGUCCCCUGAAGCCAAAAAGAGAGCAGCAGAAGCAAAGUCAAGAGGAGAUGAGGCCUUUAAAAGAAACGACUAUCAUAUGGCAAUAGAUUGUUAUACACAAGCAAUUGAUCUGAACCCCAUUGAUGCUGCUACUUUGCUAUCCAAUAGAAGUCUCUGUUGGAUUAGGUUGGGUCAAGCUGAUCAUGCUUUAGCUGAUGCGAAGGCCUGUAGAGCUUUAAGACCAGAUUGGCCAAAAGCUUGUUACAGGGAAGGGGCAGCUCUGCGUGUGUUGCAGAAAUUUGAUGAAGCUGCAAAUGCUUUUUAUGAGGGAGUAAAGCUUGAUCCUGAAAAUAAGGAGCUUGUAAAUGCUUUCAGGGAAGCUGUCGAGGCUGGGAGGAAAUUUCAUGGCACAGCUGAAAAGUGAAAACAAAACAUAGUUGCUAACACCAUGUUUCAGAGAGAAGAUAUCCAAGCAUUGUGGAUGGUGCUGCCUUGUUCACUUAAUACAUUUUUUUCCCACAAUUUUGUGUGCGCGUGCGGAUGUUUUCUUUCGAGAGAUAGUCGUACAGGAAGAUUUAUAGUAAUUAGAAAGGUUAUGCUUAUUUGCAGAAUUAGUAAAUUAUAAAAUGGCAAUUGCAUGGGUUCAAAGUUCUAUCACUAGUUUUAUUUUUGGUGAUUAUGUGUGAAUGAUUUCAUGGGUAUUCCUCCCAUACUGUUGUAGGGUUCGUUUGUUUUAAAAUUCAGAAAAUUUGAUUUUAUUUGUAUAAAGGAGGUCUUUUGCUUUCA